Messenger RNA from Monoraphidium neglectum, 804 nucleotides. Its product is annotated as CUG-BP- and ETR-3-like factor 5. Gene Ontology annotation, cellular component: cytosol. Bases 1 to 804 code for a protein of 267 amino acids. The record is from RefSeq and is a predicted model, not a curated record. Gene Ontology annotation, molecular function: mRNA binding. NCBI's taxonomy places the organism in Eukaryota, Viridiplantae, Chlorophyta, Chlorophyceae, Sphaeropleales, Selenastraceae. The transcript has 7 exons.
AUGACUCAGCCCGUGGAGGAGCUUAGUUCCGGGGAUGACCAUGCAAACGCCCCCUACGAUCAGCUGGCACGCUUGUAUGUGGCAGGCAUCCCCAAAAGCAUGAACGAGGCCCAAAUCAAACCGCUUUUUGAUCAGUGGGGCGCGGUCCGGGAUGUGAUGAUCCUGCGGGAGCGCAGCACGGGCCUCUCGCGCGGCUGCGCCUUUGUCGGCUACGAGACCACCGACGAGGCGCAGGCGGCCAUACAGCACCUAGACCACCGCGUCCACCUGCCAAACGCGCUCGGCCCGCUGGAGGUUCGCUUCGCGCGCGGCCGCCACCCGUCGCCCGGGGCCGCGGAUGACGUGCGCCACGUUGUGUUUUCGGGGGCGUCGCCCGGCGCCAGCGAGUCGGAGCUGCAGCUGCUGAGCGGCGUGGUCGAGUCGCUAUCGCUUACACGCGACCCAGAAACUGGGGAGAGCAAGGGCUGCGGCGUGGCGGCGAUGGGGUCGCACCAGGACGCGCUGGCGGCGGUCGAGGCGCUCAGUGGGAAGGUCACGCUGGAGGGCGCUGCUGGCCCUCUGACCGCCAGGCUGGCGGACCCUGACCCGCGCGCCCGCAAGGACGCAGAGGAUGACGUGGACGACAGGACGGUGUUCUUCGCCCGCGUGCUGCGCAGCGCGACGGAGGACAGCGUGCGCGCGCUGUUCUCGCGGUUCGGGCGCGUGGUGGAGGUAAACCUGUUCCGCGCGUUCCAGGUGUGCAGGCAGGCGCUGGUUCAGGGGCCGCUUUGUUGGGUUGGGGGGCUUCGUCUCGUGCCUCUCUGA